AUGGCUACGCAGCGAGGGGGAAGGCAGGUGGAGCGGCUCGUGGUGGCCGAGUUCAAUAUCGACCGAGGCAGCUCCAUCACCCACCAAUACCCCGGCCCCGUCGGUGUCCCUGAGCAGACGCUGGCCGAGCUGAUGCUGCCGGACGGCGUGCACAAGCGGAAGGACGACUGGACCCUCUUCUUUCUCAACCGUGACGGAGCGGAGGCGAAGGCGGGCGGGAAGGAAGCUAAGGCGGCGGAGAAGCCAAAGGCCGGCGCGGCGGGCACGCUCCACGCCCCGAUGGACGCCUUCAUUUACGAAUACGACGACAACUGCGAAGGAGGCACGCACGACUACCGCCACACUCGCACUCGCGUCGGGAAGAAGGUGCUGUUCGUGCUGCCUCGGAGCGUGGAGAUCAAGGAAGACGCCAACCCGGCCUCGCCCUCCACCUACGUCGUCACCAAGCACGCAGAGCUGGACUACACUCAGCUGGAGCCGAUGUUCUCGUGCGUCCUCACGGCAUCCGGCCUCGCACUUGGCUUCCGCUUUGCCUCCGCCACAGCCGAAAGCGUGUUCUCGGGCCACAUCGAGCACCUGAUGAACCUCCCCGACGAGCCUGAGUCCGGCGGCGAUGGCGGCGGCGGUGCGGAGGAGAAGCCGUUCCUGUACUGCCUCAAUCGGGUGACCAACCACAAGGACGACACCGUGCGACGGGGCGCCGUCGUGAAAGCCCUCGCCAUCUGCUCCCCCUUCCCCCACGUCCACAUCUUCAAACCGUUGAUGGUGCUCGCACUCGACCUCAUGUUCAAGUCGCCCGACAAGGAGGCCGAGAUAUUGGAGGAGGUCUACCGGGCCAUCAACUCCAUGGACCUGUCGCGCAUCCCCAUCCUCACCGAACCCCAAAAGGUCAUUCGUCGAAACGGACGCGACCGAGCGCAGAUGGAGCACGAGGCCGUUCUCUACUUCCAGGAGACGCCCAUGAAGAUCAAGAUCCCGCUCCUCUCCGGCCCCGACGAAGUCGCCGACUACCAGGUGAUCCCGCUGGUGCAGCGGCUGCAGGCCGGGGUCAUGACCCUAUUCAACGCCGUGCUCGCCGAGAAGCGAAUCGUCUUCAUCUCCGCCGACGGCUCGGCCGAGGAGCUCGUUAACUUUGUGCUCGGCACCGUCGGCAUGAUGUCGCCUCCGCUCGUCGGUCUCGUGCGACGCGCCUUCCCCUACACCAACCUUGCCGGACUCGACGCCCUGCUCCCCGUGCCGGGCUACAUCGCGGGCGUUGUGAAUCCGAUGUUCGCGGAGCGGAUGGAGUGGUGGGACGUGCUGUGCGACGUGGCCACGGGCAAGGUCACCCUCAACCCCAACACCAUGCCCCAGGAGAAGGAGCGCCUGCCCCACUCCAAACUCGACGCCGAGUUCUACCAACGGAUCAACAGCGCGGUGAACAGCCACUACGGUGACGACUACAUCAAGCGCCAGUUCGAGGACUACCUGGGGCUGAUCGUCGACGUGGCCACGGGCGAGGCCGAGUUCGCGACCCCGGCGGAAAAGCAGAGCUUCACCGACGCCAACGCCAAGCGCAUCGAGUCGUGGAAGCGCUCGUCCUCCUUCACCCUCUACGAGGAGCAUCGGAAGAGGCUGAGGGAGCAGUCGUCCAUCAAGAACGGCAAGGUGUUCCGCUACGUGCGGCAGCUGCGGUGCGCCAAGGGGAUCUCCGAUAGCGAGAUGCUGUACAUCUACAAAACAUUCCUCGACAACAUCUCCACCGAGGAGCAGGUCGAAGAGGGCGGCCUCUACCCCGUGGCCGUGUCGCUGUUCCACCCGUCCAAGGCCGUGCGCGACGCCACCGUCGAACUUUUCAAGCGCUUCGAGACCAUACAGGCACUCUUCAUUCUUCGUUCUGCGUUCUUCCUGGGCAGCGGCUUCCUGAAGAACCUCAACUUCUUCAUCUACCUCGCCUUCAACCGUCAGCUCGAGCAGUCCGCCUGA
Messenger RNA from Acanthamoeba castellanii str. Neff, 1965 nucleotides. RefSeq names its product spindle pole body interacting protein. Bases 1 to 1965 code for a protein of 654 amino acids. Gene Ontology annotation, biological process: actin cortical patch localization. The transcript has 19 exons. Gene Ontology annotation, cellular component: plasma membrane. NCBI's taxonomy places the organism in Eukaryota, Discosea, Longamoebia, Acanthamoebidae. The record is from RefSeq and is a predicted model, not a curated record.